GUCUGAACUUUUCGAGGAAGUGCCGCGGCUGUACUCUGUAGUCGCAAAUUUCAGAUCAUGACGUUUUGUUUAGUCGUCUGGUACCUGUACAGCUAGCUCAACGCACACCGUACCUGCGUACUAAAGAUCCCGGGUCAAAACUACUUGUGUCACCACCAUGGCGGCCGACGAAGGACCUAUCAUCAUGACGGACAAGACCCUUGGAGAUGUGGAUCCAGAACUUGGUCUUACAAAUAGUGUACCUCCUCCCCCUGACUAUGGCACGAGUGUGAAUCCUGCUGAUCCUUCCAUUGAAGCUCCACCCCCAGCUUACGAUGAAAUUGCGCAAGAUGCCCCACCUUCUUACCAGGCCAUUUUUGGCAAGAUGCAAGAUGCCAAGAAUACAUCCUCCACUCCGGUGCACUUUCUAGUCAAAGUCAUCAGCAUCUUACUCAACACAAUUGUUGUCACGGUUGUCCUGGGUGUAAUGCUGGCUGUUCCUAUCGCUAUGAUUGUAGUUGGUGCCAUAUACAUAAAUGAUUGUCCCGUUGAGCCUAAGAUCCCCAUCUAUUUGGUAGUGACUGGAUCCUUCUACAUCCUGAAAUCAGCCAUUGAUCUGAUCGUCAGGUGCAAGAGGAGACAAGACCAAGACACUGAAGGCAAUAAUGAGGAAGAACCGGAGAACAGAAAAGAAAACACUUUCAGUCGUCUCAUAGGAUGCUUCCUCUUUGCAUUCUUUAUUGCUGGUAACGUGUGGGUGUACAGAAACUAUCCACCGAGUGACAACAUCCUCGACGCUAAUUACUGCUUUGGUCCGUUGUACUACUUUGCCUUUUGGAUCAUAACAAGUUGCUACAUCCUGGUUGCAUUAGCAUGCUGCUGUGUCUGCUGUGCUGCAGGUGCAACUGCUGCUGUUAGUGAGUGAAAAACUGAAGCAAGUUUGGAGAAAUCACUCUUCAAACUGUUGUUUCCGAUCUGAUAAAGCUGCUAAGCAGACAAAGAUGCUUACUGGUUACCAACUGAUUAUCUAUCAACAUGUCAUGGGAUAUCAUAGAGUUAUAUUUAAAAUCUAGAGAGCGCUUUCCCUGUACGCGCAUGUGCCGACAUGGACGCGUAACUGCCAUAUUUUAGGUGGAACAAUGGAAGACAUUUGAAUAGUUUUCUAAUAAAGCGCAUGCGUGCGUACGUAUGACGUACGUACACCUUGCAUUCAGAGACUGAGUGCACUUGCGCAGUUUGUUUACUUUGACUGAGCUGAUGACGUUUCCAAGCCGUUGCUAAGCCAGGCAGGGCUUAUGACCAAUCCUGAUUGGUCCACCUAAGGUAUGGUGGCAGCAGGUUCAUGUCGGCAUGUCCGCGUGUGUGCGUUGUGUACGGAGUGCGCUCUCUAGUUUUUGAAAUAUAACUCUUAUGUGGGAUUUAUAUCAGUCAGUUGUGACAGGCACCCUACUCAAUUUUAUGUAGCAGAAUAAGUUACUAUGUAUGAUUUUCUGUUAAGUAGCUCCAAUAUCUAGGUUGACGUCUGACUUUCAAAUUAAAUUUUCUUCAAUUGUUUUAUGUUUUUAUAUGAAGGGUAUGAAUCGGGAGAUUGGUUUUCACUCAGAUACAUGACAUUUAUUGUCAUCAAUGGCAGACUACUUAUGGAAAGUAGAUUGGCUAUCACCGUUACCUAUUUGUCCACGGGAUCUGUUUAAGGCUAAAUAACACUAGUAGUUUGUUCUUUUUCACAGUGUGCAUAGUACCCAAUAAUGUACAGGUUAACAGAUGGGAAGCAAGUUCAGUUAAAUUUUCAUUAGUGCAAUGUCGCCUUGAAUUAUGUGAUUCAGCUUUCAUAUUAUUGUUAAGUGGUCUUCAGUCUUUAAAAGAAAAAAAGAAGAAGAGUUUUUGGAGCAAAUUAUGUUUAAAGCUUGCCUGCUAAUGUCUCAUAAACACCCUUAUUCACUUCACCAGAUUUGCUCUUUGUAUAUUGCAAAAGUACAUGUGUAAAUAUUUUUUUUACAACUCUCUGAAUGAUUGAAGUCAUGCAUUCGCAGUACUUGAUCAGCUGUAAAAUUGCUAGAAAAAGGUGAUUUUAGUAGACCCUGCUAAAGACUGGCUAAAAAAGGUUUCAAAAGAAUGUACCCAUUUACUCUGUCAUAUCUCGUGCACUGGAUACUCUGUAAAUUUGGUACUAUAGGGAUUCUUUUACCAAAAAAUAAUUUCUUCUGUGAAGAAAAAAAUGUUUAAUCUUCUGUGAAAAUCCAGUGAAUACAGCAUCCCAAUUUCAAAAAUGAAAAUAGGUUUUAGUUGUGGUGACCAUAAGGUUAAAGCCUGAAUAUUUAUACGAAUAAGUUUUAAGCCAACAGAUUCAAUUGUAUUGAACUUUUACAGAAGAUUCACAAAUAAUUUAUGUAAUUCAAUAAAAUUGAACAUCCUUUCUUUUACGAAAUCUGACUUGUAGCAGAGAGACACAAAUUUUUCUGCAGUUUCAGUUAAAAUCGGGCAUAUGUCAUGAAUAUUUCAGUACUGCAUUGUAUGUUUGUUUGGUGUAAUUAUUGGAAUUCUAGAUAGACUUAAAUUCAACUGAUAGUUCUCUUGCUGUUUUUCCGAAUCAUUGCUACAAUUUCUAGAUGACUUUUCUCAUGAAAUAUGUAAAACAGGUGCACGUACCAGUUUAACCCGUAGCUUAAACGGCUUAAAAGAAUAGUUUCAUUUUAUCUCAUUUGCUCAAUCUUUAUGUAUUGUCCCAUGUGACCUUAUUUUUGUUUUGCUCACAUGGGGUAAUACACAAUCUCUAAGUUGCUUCCUUUACGCCAUUAAUUUGCAGCCACAUUACUGUUUGCUUUCUAUGUUUUGUGCUUGAAAAUUGGAAUUGCUGUAAGUUGGUGAAGGAAUGGAUGCAAGAAAACGGUAAAGGUUGUUCCCUGUUUAAGUCAUAAUUGAAUGUACAUGGUUUUAAAUCACACUAGUGGGUGAUAGUUUACUUUCCUGUUGUUGCUUGUAUAUUAAGUAAUUGUUUGUUGUUUGUAUAUUUUAUGGGAUAAGCAAAAAAAAAUCAAUCAAAUAAAAUUAAUCUAGUCAUAUCUUUAUCUUUUCAAUGUACGAUUUUGUAAAACAACAUUUCAUACUUACAUGUUAAAUAUAUUUUGUAAUAGUCAAAAUGAUAUUAUUUUCAGUUAAUAUUUGACUUUCAAUUUUAAAUAAACCUCCCAAAAUUGAUACUUUUUGUUUAUGAACUACAACCAGGGAACAAUAUUAAGCAUUCUUUGAUCAAAGGCCAUUUAUAUAAAACACUAUUCAUUGCCUGGUAAUCUUGUUUGAGAAGAUGUGUAAUGUUCUAAAAAUUGAACCCGUUCAAACUGUUACUCAGUUUAUGAUUCAUUCAAAAAAGAAUGUAUAUAUCAUUGAGAAAAUGUGUGAAAUUUGUGUGUACAAACAAUGUUUGUAUAACUGUUAAAUAAGUGGAUUUUUUUAUUAAGAACUCAAAGAAAUGGUGUUUUUUUUAUUUGUUUCAAUGAUUUCUGAGAUCUGGACAAAUAAAAAUUGUGGCAAUAUAUUACAACUCCAA
Molecule: messenger RNA, 3526 nt
Organism: Patiria miniata (bat star)
Lineage: Eukaryota; Metazoa; Echinodermata; Asteroidea; Valvatida; Asterinidae
Product: transmembrane protein 272-like
Exons: 6
Coding region: 158-904 (248 amino acids)
Source: RefSeq, a predicted model, not a curated record